AUGGCCAUUUUUGGCACCGUCGCUGGUGCCAUCGAUAUCUCCUUCAAACUAUCCCACCUUGGCCAGACACUCACAGCGUUCCCCCGCCCACAUACCCAAAACCUCAAGAUGGCUGCUUCGGAGACUUCUAUCACCAUCAUGAUCAACGACCUUGGAAACUUGGACAAGUUGACGCUUAAGAUUCAAGUUGGGCACAAGUCCAACUGGAGCAACGAGGCCGUUCGAUGCACCCUUCGCUCCAAGUUUAUGUGCGAUCUGGCUUUGGCGCUUAAGGCGAUCCCCAUCAACGGCCCUCCCUCAUUCUUCUUCGGCAUCAUGGCGGGACCUGCGAUGAUCAUGGCCAUUGCUGGCACCAUCACUCACCCGUAG
Molecule: messenger RNA, 369 nt
Organism: Neurospora tetraspora
Lineage: Eukaryota; Fungi; Ascomycota; Sordariomycetes; Sordariales; Sordariaceae
Exons: 1
Coding region: 1-369 (122 amino acids)
Source: RefSeq, a predicted model, not a curated record